This is a messenger RNA of Carlito syrichta (Philippine tarsier), 1026 nucleotides long. RefSeq names its product 4-hydroxy-2-oxoglutarate aldolase 1 (gene HOGA1). Gene Ontology annotation, molecular function: N-acetylneuraminate lyase activity; 4-hydroxy-tetrahydrodipicolinate synthase activity. Lineage: Eukaryota; Metazoa; Chordata; Mammalia; Primates; Tarsiidae. Gene Ontology annotation, biological process: N-acetylneuraminate catabolic process. The transcript is spliced from 7 exons. Bases 9 to 992 code for a protein of 327 amino acids. The record is from RefSeq and is a predicted model, not a curated record.
CUGCAGAGAUGCUGGGGCCGCAAGUCUGGUCCUCUGCGAGGCAGGGGCUGAGCAGGGGCUUGUCCAGGAACGCGAGGGGCUGGGCCUCGGGGCAGGGGAGGAAGGUGGACAUCGCGGGCAUCUACCCCCCCGUGACCACCCCGUUCACCGCCACCGCAGAGGUGGACUAUGGGAAACUAGAGGAGAAUCUGCACAAACUGGGCACCCUCCCCUUCCGAGGUUUCGUGGUCCAGGGCUCCACCGGCGAGUUCCCCUUCCUGACCAGCAGCGAGCGCCUGGAGGUGGUGAGCCGUGCGCGCCAGGCCAUGCCCAAGGACAAGCUCCUCCUUGCGGGCUCCGGCUGCGAGUCCACUCAAGCCACGGUGGAGAUGACGGUCAGCAUGGCCCAGGUCGGGGCUGAUGCCGCCAUGGUGGUGACCCCCUGCUUCUAUAGAGGCCGUAUGAGCAGUGCGGCCCUCAUCCACCACUACACCAAGGUGGCUGACCUCUCUCCAAUCCCUGUGGUGCUGUACAGUGUCCCAGCCAACACGGGGCUGGACCUGCCGGUGGACGCGGUGGUCACGCUCUCCCAGCACCCGAACAUCGUGGGCAUGAAGGACAGCGGUGGGGACGUGACCAGGAUCGGCCUGAUUGUUCACAAAACCAGGAGGCAAGAUUUCCAGGUGCUGGCUGGGUCGGCCGGCUUCCUGCUAGCCAGCUACGCUGUGGGAGCCGUGGGGGGCGUGUGUGGCCUGGCCAACGUCCUGGGAGCCCAGGUGUGCCAACUGGAGCGGCUGUGCCUCACGGGGCAGUGGGAGGAUGCCCAGAACCUGCAGCACCGUCUCAUUGAGCCAAACACCUCGGUGACCCGGCGCUUUGGCAUCCCGGGGCUGAAGAAGGCCAUGGACUGGCUGGGCUACUACGGCGGCCCCUGCCGCGCGCCCCUGGGGGAGCUGAGCCCCAGCGAGGAGGAGGCGCUGCGUGCGGAUUUCACCAGCAAUGGCUGGCUCUGAGGGCCGGGGCCGGGGCCCACGGCUGGCCCGAGCC